Molecule: messenger RNA, 2780 nt
Organism: Cydia pomonella (codling moth)
Lineage: Eukaryota; Metazoa; Arthropoda; Insecta; Lepidoptera; Tortricidae
Product: dynein regulatory complex protein 11-like
Exons: 18
Coding region: 35-2701 (888 amino acids)
Molecular function (GO): ATP binding; ATP hydrolysis activity
Source: RefSeq, a predicted model, not a curated record
UUAAUGAUAUUAAUUAUUCCUACCAGCCUGAAAAAUGCCGUUCACGAUUCCUUCUAACCUGGCCAUGUCCAUCGAGGCUCAUCGGAAAUGGGUGCGCGUUGUCGAGGAGACAAAGACGUUGAUAGAGAAGGAUGAAGAACUACAAACCAAAGCUGCAGAAGGUCUCCGCCUGAAAGAGCGUCACAUCCCCCCGGAAGUGCUCGGGGGGCUGUACGCGAAGUACUGCAGCCUCGCCAACCGGAUGUACCAGGCGUAUCUGGACAGCGUACAGUUACAGCGCAUGCCAUACAUUGCUGACAUUAUCACGGUUAUGAUGAGACGGUUGUAUGAGCUACGGAACGAACUGGUGCUCCUGAUAGUGAACGACUACAUAUACGUGGACUCCGCUCUGAUACAGCAGCAACUCACUCCUCAAGAUAUUGAGGUGGUGGUUCCGUGUCACUUUGCGAUGGAGGCGCGUAAACAUUCAGUGGAAGAACUGCUCCAGGCGAUGUGGAUGGAAUCAAUACAGAGGGUGGCUGCUCCAACCAUGGUAAGGCCCAAACCUUUUUUUAGUUUGACAAUAAUAAUGUUAACGGCACCAAUCAUGGGACAUUUAAGAGAAAAUUUGGAGACACCUUUAACCCUUUAUUUAUACUUAAAACAAAGUAGUGAUUUGCUUGCUGAAUUCUUUUAUAAUGGAAAACUAAAAGUCGUAUUUUUUUUUAUAAAACCUAUGAAAGUGUGUUCAUUAAAGCCUAAACUACCCUUUGAUUAUGUGGUUGUAUUAAAAAUACACGCUGUAUAUUUGCAUGUUGCAGUUCCCUCGAAGAGCGAGUCUGUUAUCGUGCCUGAGGAAUACGUAAGAGCUACCAUCAUCCAAGCACACGAACGAUACAGGCAGUAUUAUGUGAGAGACUACACAGCCAAAUGCAUACGGAGACGAACGUACUUCGCGUCAAAUGUGGAGCCAGCCCCGGAGCCCCUGAGGAUAUCAGCCGCGAGUAUCAUUCAAAGGGUUUAUAGACGGUUUAUGGAAAUCAAGAGGCAAAGAGUGCAAGACCAUAAGAGGAAUGUUUUGUUGGGCAUAGUUCCGGACCCCUGGCGCGAGGGUCAAAUGGACCUCAAAGAAGAAACCAAGAAAUUAUACUCAUUGCGACGACGUAUCAACAAGAGAACGAGACAGACUUAUAUGGAAGAGCUGGACAAAGAGAGCACUAGGCUGAUCAUGUUGAAGAGAGACGUACAGAUAGAUGACAUCACUGAUCAUAUUCGGGAGUGGUUUAAAGAAUGGUUGUACGGAUACGGUUUCUUCCCCGACUAUCCUUAUGAUGCUGAAGGCGGCACCAUCCUGGUGAUACGAGGGCAGUACCCCACCGUAGCGGAGAAGAUCGAGGCAGACGAGAAACUGGCUGCUGCUACCAAAGGGAAGACCAAGGAAAUGUUGAAAGCAGAGAAGAAGCAAGCGAAAUUCGAUGCCAUCAACAGAGCUAAAGCUCAGAAAGAGACAGAGAAGAAACUGGCUGAACAGGAACACAAGCUGAAAUGUAACCCGCUGAACGACCCGGGUUACAAGAUGAUGCAGUCGCAUCAUAUGGAAGACUUGCAUCAGGUUUUCCAGCGCUACAACGGCUGCUGGUCCGUCUACGAUAGCUUCCAGCCUGAGCUGGAUGGCGAGGUGGUGUAUGGUUUUAUCCGUUCCAUCAUGAGUGAGGACGUGAUGAACCACCUACAUGUGGAAUGCAGGCGAUAUGUGGACGAGCUUAUGAGAUUGGAGUUGAAAUUGCUCGUGGAAGCGCACAAGCUGCAAUUCAAGACGAUGGGUCAGAAAUACCCGUCGAUGAAGCCGCGAAAGAAACCGCCACCGGUCCGGCUCCCCAAGCCACUUAAGGUGGACGGCGAUAUGCUCGACGGUUUAAAGUACCUGUUCGACCUUGGAAUCAUUUCGAAGCCGUCGGGGAAGAUCGACGACAUCAUCGGCGACUCUAACUACGCCGCCUAUGAAUACAACAUCGCGGAUCCGAAUUCGAGUUUCCCGCCACCUGGUUACGGCGACGUGCGCCGACGUCUUGUGCUGUCCUGCGUGUUUGCAUCCGGACUCGAACCCGGGGCUGCGCGCAACCGCGCCGUGAUGCUGCUUGGCCCGCCGCGUAACGGCAAGAGCUUUCUCGUGGACUGCGUUGUUGGAGAGAUGAAUGCAGUGAAAAUAGACAUAUCACCAGAACUGGUCAGCUCAGUGGUGGAGCGGCCAGGAAAAACGGUCGAAGACGUAUUCCUGACUGCGCGGGUGUUUCAGCCUUGCGUGGUGUACAUGAGGGACGUUGAGAGGGUGUUUAUGAACCCUGUUCCACCAGAGCAGAGGUAUCUGAUGGCAGCCAGUGUGAAGACGGCACUAGUCAAGUGUGUGAAAGGGAUAGCAGCUGAGGAUAAAAUCAUUUUUAUAGCAACCUGCACAACCCCAUUCGGCUUCCCGGCGGCCCCUAUGGUAUCUGUAUUCGACGAGAUGAUCCUAGUGCCGCGGACCGACUAUAAUAGUCUGCAGCUGUUCUUCUAUCACAAGUUACAAAGUAUAAGGAGCGCGGAGCGUGAUUUCUGCGUGCAGACGUUGGCGCACAUGCUGCAGGGCUACGGGUUUGGCACUAUCAUCGAGGUGUUCAACGAAGUUAUGUGUGCUGACAGAAUCGUCAGGUCUACAACAUUUAUUACUGCGUGCAGACGUUAGCGCACAUGUUGCAGGGCUAUAGGUUUGGCAUCAUCAUCGAGAUGUCCAACGAAGUUAUGUGGGCUGACAGGAUCGUCAG